This is a messenger RNA of Cuculus canorus (common cuckoo), 3489 nucleotides long. It is a transcript of the gene SLC6A7, whose product is annotated as solute carrier family 6 member 7. Gene Ontology annotation, biological process: sodium ion transmembrane transport. Gene Ontology annotation, cellular component: membrane. NCBI's taxonomy places the organism in Eukaryota, Metazoa, Chordata, Aves, Cuculiformes, Cuculidae. The record is from RefSeq and is a predicted model, not a curated record. The coding region runs from base 232 to 2430 and encodes 732 amino acids. Gene Ontology annotation, molecular function: L-proline transmembrane transporter activity. The transcript has 13 exons.
CCCCUCCUCCCUCUCAUCUCAGCACGCACAACUCCAGGCAAACCUUUCCUCCAGUCCUUCUACCCCCGUGUCCCCCUUCCUUCCUCCACCUCACCAGCCCGGUUGGCAGGGAGGUGUCCCCCCUCCUUGCCUGUUAUCGCUUCUCCCGCUCCCCCUUCUCCCUCCCUAUUGCCGGAGAAAGCGAGAGGAAAAAGUGUCAGAGCGGGGAGAGCAUAGCAACAGGAUUCUGGGAUGAAGAAGAUUCGGCAGCAACAUCUUCGGGAGCCGAUGACACCAGAGCUCCUGGUGAGCCCCAGCAGCCAGGAAGGGGACCUGGGUUCUGAGUGCCCAGAAGACAGAGGGAACUGGACGGGGCGGCUGGAUUUCCUCCUCUCCUGCAUUGGAUACUGUGUGGGCCUCGGAAACGUCUGGAGGUUCCCCUACAGGGCUUACACCAAUGGAGGAGGAGCUUUCCUGGUUCCUUACUUCAUCAUGCUGGCCAUCUGCGGGAUCCCCAUCUUCUUCAUGGAGCUGUCACUUGGCCAGUUCUCCAGCCUGGGGCCACUUGCUGUUUGGAAGAUAAGCCCUCUCUUUAAAGGCGUUGGCAUGGGCACGAUCCUCAUCGUUUCCCUGGUGGCCAUUUACUACAAUAUGAUCAUUGCUUAUGUUCUCUUCUACCUCUUUGCAUCCCUCACAAGCGACUUGCCCUGGCAGCACUGCGGCAACUGGUGGAACACCGACCUGUGCCUGGACCACCACGUCAUCAAGGCGGGGAACACCACCCUCCCCGUCAACAUCACCAACACUGUCAGCCCUAGCGAGGAGUACUGGAGCCGAUAUGUCCUGCACAUCCAAGGGAGCUCUGGGAUUGGAGAUCCUGGGAGGAUCCGCUGGAACCUGUGUCUGUGCCUACUCCUUUCUUGGACAAUUGUCUAUCUGUGCAUCCUAAAGGGAGUCAAAUCCUCUGGCAAGGUAAGGGCUGGAUGGUCUCUUUUGCGAGACCUACAGCGAUGCCCACUAGAGCCUGCACUUGUGUGUGCAUCUGGGAGAGUGAGACCCAUGAAGAACAUCAGCAGGACGCAGGCCACUUCAGGGAUGGCUUCACACCCAGAUGCCAGCAGGGCUAACACCAGUGGCCCUGCUGCAUCUCCAGGACCGCAGCUUCGCAGGGUGAUGCCAAGCGAUGCAGUGUCCCGUCCUGGACUAUGGGGGACAGCCAUGCUCUCACCCUCAGCUCUCCCAGCUGUUUCUGCUCUCCUGCAGGUAGUGUACUUCACCGCCACUUUCCCAUACCUCAUCUUGGUGAUGCUGCUUAUUCGUGGUGUGACGCUGGAGGGGGCCUGGAAGGGGAUCCGUUUUUACCUCACACCCCAGUUUGAUCACUUGUUGUCUUCCAAGGUAUGGAUUGAGGCAGCCCUGCAGAUAUUCUACUCCCUUGGGGUAGGCUUCGGGGGCCUCCUCACCUUCGCCUCAUACAACACCUUCCAUCAGAAUAUCUACAGGGACACCUUCAUAGUGACUCUGGGCAAUGCCAUCACCAGCAUCCUGGCAGGGUUUGCCAUCUUCUCCGUUUUGGGAUACAUGUCCCAGGAGCUUGGGGUCCCAGUUAACCAGGUGGCAAAAGCAGGUCCUGGCCUGGCUUUUGUGGUGUACCCCCAGGCCAUGACAAUGCUUCCUCUUUCUCCAUUCUGGUCUUUCCUGUUCUUCUUCAUGCUGUUAACCUUGGGCCUGGACAGCCAGUUUGCCUUUAUGGAGACUAUUGUUACGGCAGUGACAGAUGAAUUUCCCUACUACCUGCGGCCUAAAAAAGCUUCUUUCUCAGCUGUCAUCUGCAUUGCCCUCUUUCUGAUGGGUCUCAUCCUCACAACAGAGGGUGGGAUGUACUGGCUUGUCCUCCUGGAUGACUACAGUGCUGGCUUUGGUCUCAUGGUGGUGGUGAUCACUACGUGCCUCGUGGUGACACGUGUCUAUGGCAUGAAGAGGUUCUGCCGAGAUAUCCACAUGAUGCUGGGCUUCAAACCAGGGCCCUACUUCAGAGCCUGUUGGAUGGUCCUGUCACCAGCAACAAUGAUGGCUCUGCUGGUUUACAACAUUGUCAAGUAUCAGCCUUCUGAGUAUGGCAGCUACCGCUUCCCCACCUGGGCCGAGGUCUUGGGCAUCCUCAUGGGAGUCCUUUCCUGCCUGAUGAUUCCCCUGGGCAUGGUGGUGGCUGUGCUCCAAGAAGAAGGGACGCUGUGGGAGCGAGUCCGGCAGGCCAGCCGACCCACCAUGGACUGGGGCCCAUCGCUGGAGGAAAACAGGACUGGCAUGUACGUGGCGAGCCUGGCUGGCAGCCAGUCCCCCAAGCCGCUGAUGGUCCACAUGCGGAAAUACGGGGGCAUCACCAGCUUUGAGAAUACGGCCAUCGAGGUGGACCGAGAGAUAGAGGAAGAGGAGGAGUCCAUGAUGUGAGGGAACCCAGCACCCUGCAGGCUGGAGACGGGGCUCAGCCCUCAAUUUGGACAGGUUGCACUGCAGCACUUCAGGAUGGCUUGGGGAAGGAGGGCAUUCAGGGAGCAGUCAGAAGCUGCCAGCUCCACUGCCCUCCUCACCACUGCCCCAGCCCCACCAGGAAAGAGCUGCUGCCCAUCCCGGUGCCCCCAGGUUGUUUCUGUUCAGCGCUGGCAAGCUGUGUGACAGUCUGUGUGUUCAUGUGAUAGUGUCUGGUGCAAAUGUCUGAGCUGCCUCACUCCCACCCUCAGCCCCAGCCCUGCCUUCCCCAUGUAGGGAUGCUCAGGCUGCAGGGAUGCUGGGGCUGCAGGAGACAGGCGGGAGGAGAAGGUCCUCUGAGUUGGUUUGUUCUCUGCUUGUGUGUAUUUAACUCCAAUAACCCACAAACACAUGUGAGAAAGGUCUGAGGACAGCAUGUGCUGAUGUGCGUUGCUUACACGGAGGUACUCCAGCAAAACCAGCAAAAAUCAGUGUCCUGCCAAAGAAAACUGACCUCAUAAAUUAGCUGUUAAAAACAAUAGGAAGGGGAAAAAAUGUUUUGUAAACAAACCAGCUUGAGCCUUUCCAAGCCUGUAGGUCCCCCAGGAACCUCAGUGGGUCAGGGGCCCCUGGUGCCUGGUAGCGCUGGGGUGAGUAGAAGGAAGGGAAGGAGCUGAGGCAAGGCAGAGGAAUGGAAAAGACUGGGUGCAGGAGCAUACAUUCCGCAUGUGUACAGAAGGUCAGGGACAGGUCUCAGAUGGAGCUGGUGCCAAAGGAGGAAGCGUGUCUGUCCCUCCAGGGGAACCCAAGGGCUGUUUGCAGCCCUGGGCACUGUUUUUCCCAGGGAAAGUCAAAGGACUGGGUUUCAGGGCCUAUGUGUGAUUUUGGGGUAGCUCGGAACCGGGCUCGUGCCCCAGCAACGUCAACUCCUGCCAACACUGCUGGGUGGUGCUGGGGAGCUCCUGGAUGGGGCUAUUCAGACCUGACACUGCCAAUCCCCAUCACCCUGGUGUUGUGUGUGCCUUCCCCCAUGUCCGUUGC